This is a messenger RNA of Medioppia subpectinata, 3495 nucleotides long. The record is from the annotation of a GenBank genome assembly. NCBI's taxonomy places the organism in Eukaryota, Metazoa, Arthropoda, Arachnida, Sarcoptiformes, Oppiidae.
ACAAAAGUUGACGAAUUGCUAACAAUAUAUACAUUGAAUGAGACGUUGACUAUACAUGUGUUGCACUGUAUUAUUGCCGGCACUCUCUGUCUCUCAUCUCUUAAAAUACAAUCCAUUUGUGGUUCAAAUCUAAUCAUCAAUUGAUUGAUUGAAAGUGAAAUCUAAUGAACCGAUCGGUGAAGGAUCUGGACAUUAGUGGUUCCCAAUCGGCCAUCAAAAUGAAGAGCGACGUCGAGCGUUCAUUACGUGGUCUUAAUUUCGGGAGACUUUACCUCAAGAAUAACGAAUACGAAAACGCUUUGAAAUCAGUGAACGCGUAUCUGAAUGUAAAGCCCAACUCUAGUGAUGGACACAAACUAAUGGCACAGAUAUAUGAAGCGAUGGGAGACGACGAGAGGGCUGUCAUUAACUACAGGAAAGCUUUGGACUUUAAGAAAGGGACGAAUGAGAACUACUUAUCGUAUAAUCAAAUGACUGCCAAUAAUGUGAUGUCAUCAUCGAUGAUGAGUGACAGCAACAGUAUUACACCAACCAAUUGGAGUCCAUCUGUGAAGUCGACGCCCGAACGCAAUAAGUACUCUGAAAGUGGUUCCGACGCUAACGAUCAUUCUUGUGGAAUAUGUAGUAAUCAAACCAUUUUAGACAAAAUGUCUGCACAACAGGAAUCGCUUAUCGCUACUAAUAAAGUGCUUUUAGAUAUCUUAAGACAAAACACAUCUAAUAUUAAAGACAUUCAGAAUCAAUUGACGGGAAUAAAUGAUAGCAUAAAUACAUUAACUGAUUCCCAGACUUCGUUGAAAGAGACUAUUUAUGAAUAUAUGACUCAAGAGGAAGAAGAAGACGAACAGCAAGAUUUUGAUGAUUACAUCUCAGAGAAUGAAGCGAUAUUGACGCCCAAUACCAGUCAAUUAAGUCAAUGGCAAAGCCCUCCCAUUCAAUUGAACCCCAAAUUAGAUCAAACUAAACCACUAUCGGAACUCUUUAAACCGGCGGCUAACUCAUGGCAGUGUGAUGUCUGUUAUGUCAAUAACAAUGGUUCAGUCGAUAUUUGUGCCGCUUGUGAGACACCAAAACCUGGAUCCGCACCCAAACAGACAUCAUCUGAACAAAAGAGUAAUUUAUUUAGUGCUGAGAAUUUGAAUGCCAUCUCUUUCAACCCGUCGUCCACUUCGAGCACCACUUCAUUUAAAUUCGGUGCGUUUGACGCAAAUUCCGCUUUGAAUUCCACUACAAUCUUCAGUAACACGGGCUUCAAGUUUGGCAACACUUCCAGCCCUCAACCGCUGCCCGCUUUGAGUUUAAGUAAUUCUGACUUUAGUUUUCAACCAAAUAAACCACUCGAAGAGAAAAGUGCCUCAAAUAUCUUCGCUAAUAAUGCGGUCGACAAUCCAAAGCCGUUUAGCUUCGGUUUGAGUCCGAAGUUUAGUUUCGAUUUAAACAAUGUCUCCAAACCAGAGGCGCCUAAAAUUGACGCCCAAAGCAAUGUUGUGAAUGAGACCGAAGAACCGGAAAACACGAGUUUCAACGAAUCGGUGGAGCCUUCGAAUGCGGACAGCAUUUACUUUCAGCCCGUAAUACCUCUUCCGCCCAAAGUUGAGGUGAAAACAGGCGAAGAGGAGGAAACAGUGCUUCACGUGAGUCGCGCCAGACUUUUCCGGUUUUGUGAUAAUGAGUGGAAAGAGCGCGGAGUCGGAGAUCUGAAAAUACUUGAGAGUCAAGACUCGAAGCGAAUUAGAUUUCUUAUGAGACGCGACACUAUUUUGAAAGUAUGUCUCAAUCAGUAUAUCACCAAAGAAUUGAAACUGGAUUUGAAAGACGAUAAGAAAUCGAUGACUUGGUCUGGCAUUGAUUACAGCGAUGAGACGCCAACUCCACAGCUAUUUUUGUUACGCGUAAAGAAUGCCGAAAACGCGGAACUAUUUCUUAACGCCUUCCGAAGCGCACAAUCGAGACUUGAAGUGAGCGAUAAAUCUGCUAUCGAUUCCAGUCCUGUGGGACACAAAAGCCAAUUGAAUGGCGAUCUCAGCGAAAAAGAGAGACAAUUGGUAUUAAGUCCGUCAAAGUUUGAAUCAAAACCACAAUCAGAUGAAGAGAUUGAGAUUCUUUGGGUUAAAUCUCCUCAAUCUGAAGAGAUUCUCAACAAAGUUAAAGAAUUAAAACUUCCGCUCAAUUUCUACGACUACGAGACUAUGGAUGCGUGUAAAGGAUGUCGUGGCUGUCAUGACGAAGACUACUCCUUUCAAUCUGAUUCUAAGCCAACCAUUACUGACCAUUCAACCGAUGAGAACUCAACCUCAGAGAGUUUAUUCGCGUCAGCGAUCAGUCAGGCGAAUGUCAGCCAAACUGAUUGGUUAAGCAAUAGUAGUCCGAAGUCAUGGAUAACUAAAACUCCAGCGCCUCUAUUCAGUGAACAUAAGAACACUGGCGAUGACGACGGUAUGACUCCUGUAUUUGAAAUCGCACAAUCGAGACUUGAAGUGAGCGAUAAAUCUGCUAUCGAUUCCAGUCCUGUGGGACACAAAAGCCAAUUGAAUGGCGAUCUCAGCGAAAAAGAGAGACAAUCGGUAUUAAGUCCGUCAAAGUUUGAAUCAAAACCACAAUCAGAUGAAGAGAUUGAGAUUCUUUGGGUUAAAUCUCCUCAAUCUGAAGAGAUUCUCAACAAAGUUAAAGAAUUGAAACUUCCGCUCAAUUUCUACGACUACGAGACUAUGGAUGCGUGUAAAGGAUGUCGUGGCUGUCAUGACGAAGACUACUCCUUUCAAUCUGAUUCUAAGCCAACCAUUACUGACAAUUCAACCGAUGAGAACUCAACCUCAGAGAGUUUAUUCGCGUCAGCGAUCAGUCAGGCGAAUGUCAGCCAAACUGAUUGGUUAAGCAAUAGUAGCCCGAAGUCAUGGAUAACUAAAACUCCGGCGCCUCUAUUCAGUGAACACAAUAACACUGGCGAUGACGACGAUUCUGUGGCCGCGAAUCCUGACAUAUACUUUAAGCCAAUCAUUCCUUUGCCUGAAUUGAUUGAAGUGCAGACCGGAGAGGAAGAUGAAGAGCCCAUAUACUGUCAAAGGGCUAAACUCUAUCGCUUUGACCCUAAUCUCAAAGAGUGGAAAGAGCGAGGAAUCGGAGACUUUAAAAUUUUGAAACACAAGUCUAAAAUUCGGUAUCGAAUGAUUUUACGAAGAGAACAGAUCUUAAAGAUUGCAUGUAAUCAUUAUAUAACACCAGAAAUAACAUUGAAUCCAAUGAAUACAAGUGAAACCAGUGUUUGUUGGAAUGCCGUCGACUUUACCGAUGGAAGUCCUGUUAGCGAACAGUUUGCGCUCAAACUUAAAAACAAAGAUUUACUCAAAGAUUUCGUUAAAUUGUUUGAAGAAUGUAAGAGUAGUUUAGAAAGCAGUGAAGUCUAUAACUCAGACAAUGAGGAGAAGAGUGGCGGCGAUGAGGACACCGACGCCGAAGAAGAUCAACAAAAUUAAUUUUAUAUUACAGUUAUAGGCC